CGACGGUGCGCAUGCGCAUUUCAGUCGCCAGGGGAUCGGGUUGGAGUCGAGCGGCCGCAGUGAGGCGGGAGGGAGAGGCAGUGACAGAGCUGCUGCCGCCGCCGUCGUACCCGGGAACCCGGCGUUCCCCUACCUCCGCCCUCUGGCAGGCUCCGGCCCGGUUCAUGGAGCACUCGGCCUCUGACGUGGUCGUGGCAGCAGCUUGAGGGGCAGAGCCGAAUCCCGCCGCUCCGGGGAAGGGAUGGCCACCACCGAGCGGCUGUACGAGCUUUGGAUGCUGUACUGCGCCAAGAAAGACCCGGACUAUCUUAAGCUCUGGCUGGAGAGCUUUGUUACAACAUAUGAAAAAUUUCUUGACGUAGAUUUUGAAAGACCUCCCACAAGAUUGGAUGAAGUCCCACCAGGGUUAUCCUUGUUGCCUGAUAACAUUCUGCAGGUCCUAAGACAUCAGCAAUUGCAAUGUAUGCAGAAACUGUCAGACGGGUUAGAGGACGAACAGCAAGCGUUGGCACUCAUUCUGGUCAAAUUCCUCAUCAUUAUAUGCCGAAACCUGGCUAAUGUUGAGGAGAUUGGAACCUGCUCCUACAUUAACCAUGUUAUCACCAUGACGACAGUCUACAUUCAGCAGGUAACAAAGACCAAAGAGAAAGAAAUGGCAGAUCAAACACCAGCUGAAGAUUUUGUAAGACAUGCACUUAUAUUCUGUGAGAGUCUAUAUGACCCGUAUCGAAACUGGAGACAAGAGAGCAGCUGGGUGAAUAGAGUUGUCAGUGCGGUGGAGAAGAGCAGACAGAAGUAUAAAGCUGCUUGUCUAACGGUGGAGUUCAUCCCUUUCUUUUAUCAAUGUUUUCAAGAGAGCGAGCAUCUGAAAGAGAGUCUGAAGUGUUGUCUUCUUCAUCUCUUUGGGGCCAUUGUUGCAGGUGGACAGCGCAAUGCACUCCAGGCAAUCUCACCAGCUACAAUGGAAGUCUUGAUGAGGGUGCUGGCAGACUGUGAUUUGGUGGAUGACAAGGACCCAGAGGACGUAAGCCAUAAAUUGGAGCUGACCCUGAAGUGCCUGACGGAGGUAGUUCACGUACUGCUUACCAGCAGCUCUGAUCAACGGCAGGUGGAGAUCAAUACAAUCCUUGAGAAUUACUUCAAGCUGCUCAACUCAGAUCACAUUGCAUUGCUGGUCAAUCGCAGAUCUCGGAAUUGGGAGAGCAGUUUCAUUGCACUACAGAUACAAAUGCUGAACACUAUUCCAGAGAUGUUAAAUUGCUCUGACAGACCUGUCCUUCAGGCAAUCUUCCUGAAUAGCAACUGCUUUGAACAUCUCACUCGACUAUUACAGAACAGCAAGCUGUUUGUAAGUUCUAAAGCAGCAGACAAGAGUGAGAAAGAUCUUGCCAACAAAUUACUGACAGAAAUGAAUGUGAACCAGGUCUUUCAGGGACGCCUGGAUGUCCUUGCUGUAUCAACAAUCCAAGCAUUGACUGCAGUGAUGCACAAAUCCCCAGCUGCUAAGGAAGUGUUCAAAGAGCGUAUUGGUUACAUACAACUGUAUGAGGUUUUGAAGACCUUGGGCCAGCCAUCACGGGACCUGCUGAAGGAGCUGAUGAACAUGGCUGUUGAAGGUGAUCAUACCUCUGUUGGAAUGCUUGGGAUCAGCAAUGUCCAACCACUUCUACUACUCAUCCAGUGGCUCCCAGAGUUAGAUUUUGAGCUACAAAUCUUUGUUUCUGAUUGGCUGAAGAGGAUAUGCUGCAUCAACCGUCAAAGCCGCACAUUCUGUGUAAAUGCCAGCAUAGUAAGCCAUAUCCUCGUGACGUUGAACUGCCAUACUAGACUGCACCAUACGUGUGCAGAGAAUCUGAUUGACUGCUGGGUGCUUUAGGCAGCCAGGUCGUUGAGCUCAGGAGAAAUCUUGCAGUUGUUGAGGUUGAGAACUGAUGACGCUAAACAAGCCCACCCUUAUGUGGUUCCAGUGACACGUGCAAUACUUGGCAUAGCCCGGAAGCAGGGCUUGGAUAAUGCACUACAGUACUUUAACCUGUCCCACAGCAUGGCAGGAAUUAUGGUGCCCACUAUUCAACGUUGGCCUGGUUAUGGCUUUAGCUUCUAUGCGUGGCUGUGUCUUGAUCAGGGGCAAGAGGCAAGUGGAAUCUUUGGGAAAGGAAGCAAGAGGAAACAGCUGUACAGUUUUUUCACAGCCAGUGGGACAGGGUUUGAAGCAUUUCUAACGUCCUCGGGAGGGUUGGUCGUAGCAGUCUGCACAAAGAAAGAGUACAUGACCGUGAUGCUGCCUGACCACUGCUUCUAUGACUCUCUCUGGCAUAGUAUAGCUGUGGUACAUUUCCCAGCGAAGCGUCCCUUUGGUCAGAGUCUGGUGUACAUCUACGUCAAUGGUCAGCAGAAACUCACUGCACCCCUAAAAUUUCCCACUAUGAAUGAGCCUUUUACAUCGUGUUGUAUUGGAUCAGCUGGUCAGAGGACCACUACCCCACCUCCAUCACAAAUCCCAGAUCCUCCAUUCUCUUUAUCUAUCCCUUCCGGACGGACAUCACUAAGCUCAAUUCUUUCACCUCCAAACUGGAGCGGACUCCUGGGCAAACCAGAAUCGGUGACGAAACUCAUUUCAGCAGGAACUCAGGAUAGUGAGUGGGGUUCCCCGACUUCACUGGAAGGUCAGCUUGGUUCCGUUCUAGUCUUCCAUGAUGCACUACAACCCUUUCAAGUGAAGGCUCUCUAUUUUGCAGGCCCAAACUGCAUUUCUCUAUUGAAAACUCAGGAGUCAGAUUUUACAGACCUCACAAACAAGCUGCUCCUUCAUUACACGCCAAAGGCAUGCAAAAGUCCUAUCUGCCUUGAUUUGUCACCUAAUCUCUUUCAUGGGAGACUGACUGGGCAUAAAGUUGUCAACUGGGAUAUUAAGGAUAUGAUCAAUUGCAUCGGUGGUCUCAAUGUCCUUUUCCCACUGCUGGAACAAAUGAGCAAUCUUGGCAGUCAGGGGUGCCUGAAGACCGAUCAUGUGGCACCUGAUCUAGUGACUCCUGAAGCACCAUCCCCUUCUGAAAGUGACUGGGUGGUGGUCCCUUCAACAAGAGCUUCUGAGGCCAGGCUGGAGAAGAACCCUGUUGCUACUUUUCUCUUGACAAUAAAACAUUUCAUACGAAGGCAUCCAAUCAAUCAGGAGAACGUGCUUCAUUCCCAUGGAGUGGCCACUUUAGGUGCCUUGUUGCAAAAGAUGCCAAAUAGUUUAGUGGAUGUGAACAUGUUGGUGGCUGUGCAGUUGCUAAUUGAACAAGCAAACGUAGAAAAGAAUACACAGCUCCUGCAUCAGAUGUAUCAGUAUCUGCUCUUUGACUUUCGAAUCUGGAGCCGGGGAGACUUCCCAUUUCGAAUAGGUCACAUUCAGUACUUAUCCACCAUCAUCAAGGAUAACCGAAAACUCUUUAGGAAGAAAUAUGGGGUGCAGUUUUUACUCGAUGCGAUCCGUAUGUGUUACAGCAGCUCAAAUCAAGAUGGUGACUUGUCUGUAGAUGACGUGAAGACAAUUCGAGCUUCCCUCUAUGGGCUAAUUAAGUACUUCAUCAGCAAAGGGGUCACUCAGGAAGAGGUUCAGAGCAUGAUGGGAUACAUUGCUGCUGUCAACGAUGAGGAACAGCUUACAGGGAUCUUGGAAGUCCUGCUGAAUCUUCUUCAGACCAGCACUGCUCGGGACCAGUUGUACCUGCUGCUCUUUGAACCGGGGCAUGCUGAUAUUCUGUACGCUCUACUGCUGAGCAACAAGUAUUCUGACAAGCUUCGAGAGCUUGUCUUUAAGAUAUUUGAGAGGAUGUUGAAGUGCGAUAAGGUCUACGAACGGAACAAACAGCGCAUCAGACUGAGGGACGUCGGCUAUUCAGGACUCAUCAUGCUGCUGAAUGAUGUCACUAUUACGGUGUCUCUGGUCAAGAAUCUCUUGCACCAAGUACUACAAUCGGAUUCUGUGGUAAAUUAUAAAGACUUGAUGGCUGUGGUGCAUCUAGUGCAUAAAGCAGGAAUUAAUGUGAGACUUGCUGUUUGCAGAAAGAUUUAUCGUCACUUGCAGUCCCAACAGGAUGCAGCCCAGCAGAUAGCAAAGCAGACUAUUUGGCAAGAAACCUUUGUGAGGUUAUUCUUGAAGGAGAAUUCUGAGAGUAAGGAUAUUGCUGGUGUGGAAUGUUUGAACAACAACAAUUUGGACUUUGGUAAACAAACUGAUCCACGGCUUGAGGUGAGGCCAAUAGUAGAGCGGUCAAAGAGCACUAAUGAAGAAUCACGUACUCAGGACUAUAAACUCUCAGAUGGCGAUACAGUGGACAAUGCCUCCUUGACUAAGUUUUAUGAUAACCAAAGCUUUGAUGGAUUGUUUGAAAGAUUUACUGACUCAAGUCACUCGUCUGAGAUGUUUUUAGAUGACAGGGCCUCAACUGAUAGUACUUUCACAGAAAGCUUGGUGGAAAAUCAGGAUGGUUCUGGGAACUGGCUCCUAAAGGGGCGAGGUCUAACGUUGGACUUGUCAAGCACAACCUCCUUUGAAAUGGGUGACUGUGAAAGCCAAACACCAGGUAGCAUUGCCAGCACCCCAUCACCACUGGAAAUACCCAAGCACUUAUCUGGUGCACAGUUUGAUAAGGAACCUAGCAACACUGAUGAGUCAAGUUACAUGGACGAUGCCUCAGUCUAUGAAGUCUUUGGAAAUGUAGAGAAGUGUGGAGAAGAACUAAGUCGGAUUCUGACAGACAUUCUCCUUUGUAUCAUGUGGCGUGGCCUGGAAGGGUCAGAUGAUGCUGCCUGGAUCGAACGAGGACAAGUUUUCUCGGCACUGACGAAGAUAGGAACUGCAAAUGAACUCCUUUGUCCCUCUGAUGAAAUUAAACUCAAUCUUCUUGAGAAAAUAUUGGAAUGGGCUGUGACUGAUAACAGAGAGGCAACAGCUGUUGCCCUUCCUGUUCACACUGAGAAUGCAGUGAGGUUGCUGCAUAUCGUUCAGGACUUCCUCCAGGCUGAAGGGCUGGUGAAUCCUGCACUAUGGACUGACAAGGUAUUGGAGGAGAUGGUGACACUAAUGGAUAACUUGAUGGUGUGGUAUUCAUCUGGACCAGAGUGGAUGCAAUUAUCUCAGCUUGGAGUACGACUCCUUCUUGGUUUUAUUGCUCAAGAUAAUAUACAGGUGUGUGCCAUGGCUGCAGCAAAACUCAACACAAUACUGCAGACUAAAGAGAUAGUCAACCGAGAUGAAGCUUGCUUCCUCUUGGGGAAGUUGGAGGAAACGCUGACCAAGUCCAUAAGAGAAAAGACUGAAAUCUACUCCUUCCUGAUCCCAAUCAUACGAACAUUGGUCUCCAAAAUCUAUGAACUACUGUACAUGAAUCUGCACUUGCCAGCUUUGCCGCAAAGCAAUGGCAGUCCUUCUUUCUUUGAGGACUUCCAAGAGUACUGUGGUUCCAGUGAAUGGCGCGUUUACAUUGACAAAUACAUCAUUCCAUCGAUGAAGCAAUAUGAAGUUGAAACAUUCAGCAAAGGACAUGAGCGCAUGGCAAUCUUCUGGAAGGAAUGCUAUGAAACCAUGAUGGUGAAUUUACACAAACGAGAUCGGGAAAAAGGAGAAAGCAAGCUUAAAUUCCAAGAGUCUUUUGUUGAGCCAUUCACCCGCAAAGCCAGGCAGGAGAACCUGCGUUACAACAGUAUGUUAAAACAACUCAACAGCCAGCAUACUGCAACCCUGAGACAGUGGAAGGCAGCUCAGCAUUAUCUAACCUGUGAACGAGGACCAUGGGCUGAAAAAAAACCAGAGUCCGUGUGCUGGAAGUUGUCCAGUGUGGAAAACUAUUCCCGUAUGAGGCUUAAGCUCGUUCAGAACUAUAACUUUGACCCUCAUACUGAUGCAAGCGCACUACGUGACAACCUAGGGGUCCAGCAGACUCUACCGUCCAAUGAUUCUUUGCUGUUGGAAGCAGUGAAGCAGGCCAAGGUCAGUGACCUGGAAGAUGACCGGUUGGCUGAUGAGGAUUUGAGCAUGCUCAGUAACAUCAAUGAAGAGGAGCAGAAUCAGAAAGAAAAAUUGGUGAUUGCUGAAGACUGUGAUCUGAUCACCAUCAUGGAUGUUGUUUCAGGACGCCUUGAAGUCACCACCCAGCACAUAAACUUUUUCGAUGGGAGUGUGGACAAAGAGGAAGGGGUGGGCUAUGACUUUAAGUGGCCCCUCUCUCAAUUGCGUGAGAUUCACCUUCGUCGUUACAACUUGAGAAGGUCAGCGUUGGAGAUCUUUCUGAUUGACCAAACUAACUACUUCCUGAACUUCAAAAAGGAGGUGAGGAACAAAGUCUAUAGUCGUAUAUUAUCCCUUCGACCACCCAACCUGUAUGGCACCCGGUCACCCCAGGAGCUGCUAAAGGCAUCAGGGCUUACACAGAAAUGGGUGAGCCGGGAGAUUUCAAACUUUGACUACCUCAUACAACUCAACUCUAUUGCGGGGAGGACUUACAAUGAUCUUGCUCAGUAUCCAGUGUUUCCUUGGAUUCUUAGUGACUACACCUCAGAGGAAUUGGAUUUAAGCAACCCUGAAGUCUUCAGGGACCUUUCCAAACCCAUUGGAGUUGCCAAUGAAAAGAAUGCCAAAGCUGUGCAGGAAAAGUUUGAUAACUUCGAGGAUCCGACAGGAACGAUUGACAAGUUUCACUAUGGAACUCACUAUUCCAAUGCAGCUGGUGUAAUGCACUACAUGAUACGGGUUGAACCCUUUACAACUUUGCACAUACAGCUACAAAGUGGCAGGUUCGAUUGUGCAGAUCGUCAAUUCCAUUCCAUUCCUGCUACUUGGCAGGCUCUCAUGGAGAAUCCCAAUGAUGUAAAAGAACUCAUUCCUGAAUUCUUCUACUUUCCAGAAUUCUUAGAAAAUCAGAACCGAUUCGAUCUUGGACGUUUACAAAUCUCUAAGGAGCGAGUUAAUGACGUGAUACUCCCACAAUGGGCCACAUCACCUGAGGACUUCAUCUACAAGCACAGGAAGGCCUUGGAAUCUGAGUAUGUAUCAGCUCAUCUUCAUGAAUGGAUCGAUCUGAUAUUUGGAUAUAAGCAAAGAGGACCAGCUGCAAUAGAGGCUCUAAAUGUUUUCUACUAUUGUACAUAUGAAGGAGCUGUUGACCUAGAUGCAAUAGCAGAUGAGAAAGAGCGAAAAGCACUGGAAGGGAUGAUCAGUAAUUUUGGGCAGACUCCCUGUCAGCUGCUCAAGGAGCCACACCCAUGCAGAUUGUCUGCUGACGAAGCCUUGAAGCGACAGGCCAAGAUGGACAACUGCCCACUGAAUGUCUUCCAGCAUUUGACUGAACUUAAAUCAUUCUUUGUGGAGGGAAUAAGUGACAAUAUUCCUAUAGUGAAAGCAGUAGUGCCCAAAAACCAGGCACGUUCCUUCAUGUCUCAGGGAAGCCCUGACACCUUGGUGACUGUGAGUCAGAAUUGCCUGAUGGGAACUCAUGGGUGGCUGCCUUAUGAUAAAGUCAUUUCCAACUACUUCACGUUCUCCCGGGACCCGACAUUAGCUAAUUUGAGAGCACAUCGUUAUGUCAAUGGCCCCUUUACUCCAGGGCUGGAAGUGAGCUCUAAACUGUUUGUUGUGUCACAUGAUGGGAAACUGAUCUUCAGUGCAGGGCACUGGGAUAAUAGCAUUCGUGUGACCUCAGUUGCAAAGGGCAAGCUUGUGGGACAACACAUCAGACACAUGGAUAUUGUGACCUGCCUAGCAACUGAUUACUGUGGAAUCCAUUUGAUAUCAGGGUCUCGUGACACAACUUGUAUGAUCUGGCAAAUUCUGCAACAGGGAGGAAUCCCUGUCGGCCUGGCAUUGAAACCCAUGCAGAUCCUGUAUGGGCACACUGAGGAAAUAACCAGCAUCGCCAUCAGUACCGAGCUGGAUAUGGCUGUUUCAGGCUCCAAGGACGGAACAGUAAUCAUUCACACAAUUCGACGGGGGCAGUAUAUGAGGACUCUUCGACCACCAUGUGAGAGCUCCCUUCCUCUCACCAUUCCCAACCUGUCUAUUUCAUGGGAGGGGUACAUCAUUGUCAACACCGUGAUAGAAGGGAAGUCAAAUUUUAAGGACAAGAAUGCUCUACAUCUGUACUCUGUGAAUGGCAAGCACUUGACAAGCGAAACCAUAAUGGAACAAUUAUCUGACAUGUGUGUCAGUGGAGAACAUAUUGUGCUAGGCAGUGUGGAGGGAUUUCUGUGUGUAAGGGAUUUGUACAGCCUGAAGCUCAGUAAUGCUCCACUGUCAAUGAGGCUGCCGAUUUAUUGUGUGUCCAUCACCAAGGAGAACAGCCACAUCCUUGUGGGACUGGAGGAUGGUAAACUCAUCAUCGUGGGCGUGGGCAAGCCAGCUGAGAUGCGAUCAGGACAGCUUUCCCGAAAGUUCUGGGGUUCAAGCAAACGCCUAAAUCAGAUAUCAUCUGGAGAAACAGAGUACAACCCUCAAAGCGAACUUAAAUGAUGGGACCAGAGGGGGAUAAUAACAAUCGCUUGGCUUCCUGUUUGCAGUUACUGAUCAUUCCUGUUUCCUUUUUCCACCUGAUUUUCACCUGAGUGAAACUAUGCAGCGAUUUGGUGGGCUCCGAUCAUGUGGCAAAAACUGCAUUCCUCUGUGGCCUAUUGUAGACGGAGGUGCAAUUUCUUUGCACCCAAGAAAGACUGCUGUUGCUUCUGUGCAAGGAGGGCUACUCUUGCUUUUUCUCUUUUAUUAAAAAGGAUCAAAAUACUGUUAGAUUUUUUUUGAAAAAUCUUCUAUAUUUUAACGGCCAGUUGAGAAGAAAAAGUCCUGUGAACGGGCCUUAUAAAUAUUGAGGGUAGUGGAAGGUGGUUGGUUGCUAGGUUAAACACUAAAUGGAAUUCUUAUCUCAUUGGUCUUACCCUCCAGAAGAGGAGAUGUAACGCCCCAGUUAUCACAUAUCUUUGAAGAAUGUACUUGUGACCCAGAGACAGUCUCCUGUUGUGGCUGCCUGGUGCCAGUUUGAAAUGCUGGCGAGAUAAAUGUUUCUCUUUUUGCUCAGUGCAAUGGUUUUUAACCCAAGAUUGUGGAAAUACUAGUCCUGUCUUUACACUUUUGAAAUGUGGCAGAUAACCACAUCAUCAGAAUGAUUUACUCUUUCUUACCCACAUCAGCCCUACUUUCUUAAUGUACAGAAACUUGUUUAAAAAUCAUUGGGUGUGUUUCAUGUUAAUCAAGCACAAUACUUCAUGGUGAUCUGCCUUUCUUCAUAUUUGGGAGGCUAACUUCCACUUGUAUCGGUCAGUACUAUUGGACAAAUCUAAAUGCAUUAGCCUCUAUUUCCUUGCGUACUGUUUUCUCUGUGCACUUUAUAUUUUAAACAUAAUUUAUGGAAUCAAAAUUUUUAUUUAAUUUUUUUUUCAAUUUACUAUGUCCUUUAAAAUGCAAACCAAUUUCGUAGCUGCUUGCAGAAGGGGACCAAUGCAGGAUUUAAAUAUUGUUUAAAUCUGCCAAUCUUUUCCCCCUCCUCCCCAACCCCCGCCACCACCAAUUUUACCUCCUGUAACAGAUCAACAGAAUAAUAAUAUACAGGGGAGAGAAAUGUGGGGAGUGGGAGGAUGUCAAUGGGAAAUGAUGCAUUGGAAGUGCAUUCUGCUGACAUCCUACCUGAGGACCUCAAUACCAUCUAGAUAUUAAGGCUCCGGUUGAUUAGAAGAUGGCACUCUUGAUUCCCUCCAGCAGACAGAGUUUUACAGGUGGAUUUGUAAACUAUUUUGGUGGCAAGAGAUGUUUCUGUCAUUCAAGUGAUUGGUCAGCUUGAAAGAUGUUUUCUGCUGGUCAGUAUCUAGUGUAUGUGCUAGGCAUUGGGGAAAAAGUACACUUGGUUAAGGCUUCCAUACCAUUUUAACCUGAGAAAGGCUGUAUGAAGGAAAUACUGAGAUGGAGGGAAAGCAAGAAUGGGUUGUAGAAAAAAGUCAUUCACACCAAAUUGAAGUAUACCACAGGUACAACUUUACAUAAUGGACCUGUGAAUUGCAAAGAAUUUUCUCAGUGAUAGUGGGAGCAAACAAUGCCACUUCCUUCCUAACAUUGACAAAUGUGAAGUAACAUAGGCAUGAAGGUUUUAAAUUUGAACAGCAGUCUUGGGAACAGUUUAAAGGAGAAUAAUGUCAUGGGAAUUCCAAGGAGAAAGUAGGAAUACAAUAUAUAUUUGUGGCAUUAAGUAUGAUAAAAAUUUUAAAGAAGCAGUUUACAGAGGAUUAAGGUUUUGUAAGUAGUUGAUUUAUCAAGUUAUUUCUGUUCACAAUCAAGUAUUUAACAGAGCACUGAUAUCAGGAGCUAAAUUCUUCCUGCAAAAGUUGGUCACUACCUUGAAGUGAAGGGUCACCUUUUUCCUGGAGAAUCAAUGAAGGACUAAUUCAACCCAUAUUCCACUGGUAAUCCAGUUAUUACUGUUAUUAGUAACAUAUAAAUGUAUUGGAUAUGAUGCACAAGUCAUAAUUUGGUUUUAUUUUAGUUUAAACAACAAAGUAGUUUGUGUGACCAAUCCCUACUGCCAUUUGCUAUUGUCUUUAACAAGUCAUUUUUUAAAAAAACAGUAAGUUGCAUUUGCUUAGCACAAUUAUGAUGGAAAACAUGCCAAAACUCUCAUUUCCAAUUGACUCGGGAGCUAGCUCCGUUCUUUGGGUUAUGAGAUUGCGGCAUUAAAGCAGAAAUGUCUGUGAUUAAGUACAAUUGCAUGUUUCCCUUUGUAUGACUAGUGAUUUUUUUUCCCCAAGCUUGCAGUGAGAAUCCAGAUUUGUUCCCUACUUUGUGUAUGCAAAAAUAGUUGGAAGGGAGCUGCAAAUAGGUAUCUUUAUCAUUCGUACUUGUGUGUAGUGUGAAAUUAACAAAGUUGUGAAGUAUUUACCUGUCAAUGAGUUGGAGUUUUAUGGAUUUGCUAAGAAACCUGGGGAAGGAUGUAUUGGUUUGCAAAUGCAGCAUUUUGUUCUAUGCAAGUGUUGGGAUCAAAAACUGACCUAUUUAUUUUCUUUUGAGAAUUAAUUUGUUUUAUGGCAAUAACACAGGGUUAUAAAGGCUCACAUAAUCUAGCUGUUGACCUGAUUCACUGUACCAUACUAGCUGAGUGCAGACUGAAUAGAUCUGCUGAUGGUCUAUUGCAGCAUUAAACCAUGUUUGUGCCUAGCUUGCAGCGAACCUAACCGAAAGUUUCAUGCGACUCCCAAGAGAUUUUCUACUAGAAAGUAUGAAGAUUUAAAUCAGUGCCAGAAUAAGCAUUCAGUUUAGGAUUCCCUAUCAUAAUGUUAGAGUAUAAUUGAUUGAUGUAAGCAUAUAAUUGUAUUUUAAGGAGCUUUUGAAAGUAAUAUAAAUGAGAAAGAGACUGAGAUUUUUAUAGAUUUUUCCAAUAACUGCUUUGGCAUUUUACUGCAGAAAUACUAGUUUUUCAUGUCCAUUCAUUUUGGGGAAUGUUUUAUGCCAAAUGGGGUGUUUCAGUGCUUUAAAGAGUGUGUCAAUUUUUAAUCUGACUUGUGUAAGUGUACUAUGUAUAAUAUUGACAUUAUUCAGUGCUUUUUAAAGGAAAAUUUUCAUCUGUUAUUUGUUUCUAGCCACCUUUUGUGCAGUGCCCAGGAGUGACAAAUUCUAACUUUUAUUUUAGAUUGUCUUGUAAUUUAACAACACUUCCGUGUUUGUAUAUUUGCUGAUUUGUUUAUAGUGUGGUUGUUGAAAAAUUUCCUUUUUGCACUUUUAAGGUACUGCAGAUUGUAAAAUUUGAUGCUCUGAUGUACACAUUAUCUUGUACAUAACAAAUUUAUCACUAGCUUUGUAUACAGAGCCAAUAGGCAAUAAAGAUGGGAUAAUUGGGGUGUGGUGUUUGUGUUUUGUGUAAAUAUUAACACCAAGGACUGUAGCAGCAUUUUUGCACCAGA
Pristis pectinata (smalltooth sawfish) is the source of this 11913-nucleotide messenger RNA. Its product is annotated as neurobeachin-like protein 1. Gene Ontology annotation, biological process: intracellular protein localization. Gene Ontology annotation, cellular component: cytosol; membrane. Gene Ontology annotation, molecular function: protein kinase binding. The record is from RefSeq and is a predicted model, not a curated record. Lineage: Eukaryota; Metazoa; Chordata; Chondrichthyes; Rhinopristiformes; Pristidae.